Molecule: messenger RNA, 758 nt
Organism: Eurytemora carolleeae
Lineage: Eukaryota; Metazoa; Arthropoda; Copepoda; Calanoida; Temoridae
Product: 5-hydroxytryptamine receptor 4
Exons: 4
Coding region: 48-287 (79 amino acids)
Biological process (GO): adenylate cyclase-activating adrenergic receptor signaling pathway
Cellular component (GO): membrane
Molecular function (GO): G protein-coupled receptor activity
Source: RefSeq, a predicted model, not a curated record
AAAAUGAGACAUUUGUUGUUGAAUUUUGCAACUACACUUUCUUUUCCAUGGAGAUAGUAACAGCGACCAGCAUUUGUCAGGGUAUACUUUUUGGUGUUAUAAUACUGCUGGCCUUUCUUGGCAAUCUCCUCGUUAUAGUCAGUGUUCUCAGGACCAAAACACUGCGAAGAAAGUAUGCCUACUAUUUUGUGGUCAGUCUUGCUCUUGCAGAUCUGUUGGUAUCUGUGGGAGCAAUGGUCUUUAAUGCAAUCAAAGUUAUUCACAACGGACACUGGUUCUUUGGGUAAGAACUACAGUGGAACUUAUAAAAACGGUGGAAUAGGAAGACGACAUUUAAGCAAUCUUAUCUGUACUUAAAUGUUACAUUAAAGCGGCGUAUAAUUGCAUGCUGUGUUUUUCUAUCAUUGUACUAUUCAAAAUCAUAACUGGAGUCUAUACCAAUUGUCUUCCGAUUUCGCAACUUUCUAUGUCCCACUUCUUAAAGUUAUAGUUGUAAGAUAACGCUGCAGAUAAUCUGUUAAUAAUUAAGAAUUAGAUAAUAGCGUAUGAAAUAAUAUAAUAGGAUUUUUUAAUAUAACAAGUUUUAUUUUUCAAUCGUUGAAAUAAGGAAUAUUUAUAGUUUGCAGAAAAACUACCUUUCAAAACAACCUUAAUACACACAUUUUUCUCUAACAGUUUAUUAUUAACUCUCUUGGAAAACCAGCUUUAUCUUAAAACUAAAAGGCAAUCUACUCAACGUACAAUUUUUAGAGCAAGCU